CUAAUUAAAAAAAUAAAUGUCAAGUCUCAAAAAGCCGCGAAAUAAUUAAAUGUCAAAUUGAUCUUCGAAUUCAAGUGUAGUUUAUUCACAAAGUCUUCAAAGUGUGGAACAACGUGGCUUCCUGUAUGGAGAAAUGGUUCGGUGAUAAGCGGUUAUGGUUAUUUGGUAAUAACCUGCCACUGCUGCCGAGAAGGUCCCGCGCCUCCAGCCGAGCGAUGGAACGCUAUGAGAAGCUGGCUAAGCUUGGUGAAGGUUCCUAUGGCCUCGUAUACAAGUGUCGAAAUCGAGAGACCGGUGAGAUAGUCGCCAUCAAGAAGUUCGUGGAGAAUGAAGACGAUCCACUCAUACGAAAAAUUGCGCUUAGGGAAAUUCGGAUGCUGAAGAACCUGAAACACCCAAACCUCGUGAACCUGAUCGAAGUGUUCCGCCGCAAACGCAAGCUGCACCUUGUCUUCGAAUACUGCGACCACACCGUGCUUCAUGAAAUGGAGAAAUAUCCAGCUGGCUGUCCAGAGCUCCUCUCAAAGCAGAUCAUAUGGCAGACGCUUCAAGGCGUGGCGUAUUGUCACAGACACAACUGCAUACAUCGGGAUGUGAAACCGGAAAACAUUCUGCUGACCAGCGAUGGUGUGGUCAAGUUGUGCGAUUUUGGCUUCGCGAGGAUGAUCAGUGGCACGUGUUCGUCAGAAUAUUCAGUUCACACCAUGAUCCCAUUUGGAGUGGACGUGAGACGGAGAGCCAGCCCAGGUCCGGGUGAGAGCUACACGGACUAUGUCGCGACUCGUUGGUAUCGUGCUCCCGAGUUGCUGGUAGGAGAUACUAUGUAUAGCAUGCCGGUUGAUGUAUGGGCUAUUGGCUGUGUGUUUGCGGAGUUACUCUCAAGUGAAGCCCUUUGGCCGGGGAAGAGUGAUUUGGACCAGCUGUAUUUAAUCAGAAAGACACUUGGAGAUCUCUUGCCGAGACACAUGACUAUUUUCUCACAGAAUUCAUUUUUUCAAGGCUUGGCGUUACCAGAACCGACAACAGUUGAGACCCUGGAGAAGAAAAUCCCAUCAAGAUACGCAAAUAAUGAAUUGAUUAUCGACUUUUUGAACAGAUGCUUAGACAAAGACCCAAUGAUGCGUUGGACUUGCGAGCAGUUGUUACGUCAUCCGAUAUUCGAGAAUUUCCUCUUCACCGUUCCUGCCUCAGAUCAUGAUGAAUACGAGAGGGUUAGACGCCAACAGCAAGAAUUUAAUGCAAAAUCUCGAGCAAUCAACGAAGAAAUGUCUACCCUAGCGACUGACAUUACUGUUUCAAAGAAAAGUAAAGGAAAAUGAGCAUAAAACAUUUCCCAUAAUGAGGUACAAUCAUCCCCAUUGCUGCCCCAGCUGAUAGUGAAUGAGAGAAGCCAGCCAAAAGGCAAAAAGACAGACUUGAAUUCAAGAGGACACCUACCGACUAUAUGACUAGCACCAUGGCAUCGUAUUUAAUUAAAAUUAAACAUUUAUUCUAUUCUA
Molecule: messenger RNA, 1499 nt
Organism: Pieris brassicae (large cabbage white)
Lineage: Eukaryota; Metazoa; Arthropoda; Insecta; Lepidoptera; Pieridae
Product: cyclin-dependent kinase-like 4
Exons: 11
Coding region: 126-1319 (397 amino acids)
Biological process (GO): protein phosphorylation
Cellular component (GO): nucleus
Molecular function (GO): cyclin-dependent protein serine/threonine kinase activity; ATP binding
Source: RefSeq, a predicted model, not a curated record